AUGUCUACGUUCCCUGCAAUUGAUCUACGGAAUGAUAUCCGUCACGAGUAUGCCCCCAGCGUGGGGUAUUCCGUGUCGUUGUUCCCAGAUCAAAAGCAAUUGUUGUUGAGCAAAUACGAAGUGGUGAUUGUACAGGGUGCAACCGUUUCUAAAAAGCUUGUAUUUGAUGAUCCGAUAGUUUCAGCAACGUAUACCACAUUUAACACGAAUGAAAGAGAACAGGCGCUUGCUAACUAUAAUGGUAAUGGUGGUAAUAAAGGCGGCAUUGAUAGCUCUAGCAGGUUAGCUCUCGUAGUGUGCUUGAGGAAAUCUGCACAUGUAUAUUACCCAGAUGGUCGACAGUAUAUGAUCAGUUUUCCGUUUUCGUUGAAUAAGGCCAUGCCCUUUGAGUCGGGUUUGAUAUUGGAAAAGGAGCAAUCCCUUAUACUGGAUGUUAGUCACCCUCCGGCAUUCAAUCUGGCCAAAUUCUUGACGCUUGUAGACCCCAUUGGAGAUUUUAGGUUGGUUUCCACAUCUUCCACGACGGUGGUCUCACCCAAAGAAGAAUUGAUGGUAUUUCCCAACAGGAAAGGCAGCCUUUCGAAAUCUACAUCUUGCUUAUGUGCAACGUACAAUAGGAACGAUUCCACUGUGGUCUUAUACUUUGUAAAAUCUAGCAUUAGAGUGAACAAGAGGAGCGCCGGGGGUCAAUUGAAUAGCUCAAGCAUCAACCACGGCACCAACUUGUCUACUGGCGCCAAUAGUAAUAACAAUAACGGCAUUAAUGUUGGCACCAGUAACGUUAACAGUGGUACCAACCAUAAUAAUAACGGUGCAAUUGCAAACAGUAACAUUCACAACUAUAAUCACACCACUAGUAACAAUAAUAAUGGCAGCAAUGGCCAGAAUAGCAGAAUUCUUCACCACAGUUCUGGCAGUGGUGCCAAUCACAAUAACACGAGUAUCAAUAACAGUAACAAUAAUAGUAAUAAUAAUAAGUAUUUCAAAAGGAAAACUUCUGCGAGCUACUCACCGCCUGGUCAUUCUCGAAUAUUAGAAGACGAAGAGUUUCAAAACAGCAUAAACAAUAAUGCUGCUGGGCAUAUUGGUAUCAACACAAACCAUAGCAGCAAUUCCAACAACGGUGGCUUAAAUAGCCACAGCACGGCACAAGUUCUUUCGAUUAAUAUGGAAAAGAAGCGUACAAGUACCCUACUCUCUGAUAUAUCAUCAAUUGCAAGGAUGGGGUCAGAUACAUCUACUUUCCCAUCUGAGUCAAUUAAGAAGGGUCAGCAGGAUUCUACAGCAUUGUUGAAAAAAGAUCUUAUAUUAACUAAAUUGGAUACGUUUCUGUACUCAGAACCAAUGACCAGAAAUGAUAAAUUGGUACAUAUAAUUUCAUUUGAGGAUCAAGAAGCCUUAGUAAUCGUAAAUCCAUCAAAAUCCCAAGCCAAUAUUUAUAUAUAUAGGCAACAACCAGUAAACGUAUACAGAUAUGUACAAAGUUAUACGGUGGAAUGCAAAUCAUGUGCACCUUUGGAUGAUGAUAAUGAACACCCAGGAUUUUUGGUGGUACUUCUGAAUGCGUCAACUAUAACUUUAGUUAAUCCAUUUUUAGAUGUGAAAUCAAAUGAGAUUGCCUUGUCUAAGCAAUUUCCUCCUAUAGUAUCUAUUCAGUCAUCUAGUGGUAAAAGAGUUAGCAUGAUAGCUGAGAAUCUGGGAAAGAACUAUGAAUUUCAAUUAAUUUUAGAGCCAUCAGACGACUUGGUCUCUACUUGCCUUAAAUGUUUCCGCUACCUAUCUGGAUCUAAUAUACGGGAAUCUAUAUGGAUAAUGUGGUGCUCUGCAUUGACACUAGACGAUUUGAGAGACGACUGGAAUGCUCUAGUAAUCGUGUUAUUGUCUAUAAUUUACCCAUUCGAAACUGACAUGAACUCAUCAUCCUUCUCUACAAACGAAAUAACUAGGCUACUUCCAAAAGCAAAAAUAUUGCAUGAUACGAUUCUCAAGAAACUACAAUAUUCCUUUACAGAUCUAAUUCCAUUCAUAGUACUUUCACUUCAUUUGAUUCAAGAGGAAACUAGAUUGGAUUCGUUGAACACGGACAGUCAACUGAAACUCCUGAUGUUACUUUGUCAGCUAACUACUUGGAUGGGAUGGUCAGAAUCUUGGACUUCAUAUUAUAUGAUCGAACCUUUGAGGAUAGAUACAAGCGUUCAGUUCUUACUGGUUUCUAUUGUUGAUUCACCUCCAAAUUUAUUGGAAUCAUUGUGUAGUUUAUUUGGAACUCAUAAGAUCAAAAGAUAUUUAACGUUUUCACAACUCGCUGAAGAAGAUGAAUCAAUUGACAAAAUAAUAACUCCAAGAACUUAUUGUAUAUUACGAUUAUUUGAGCUAUUGGUAUCGAGCCAAUAUGGCCCUAAUGAUUUAGUUGACAUGAUGUGUGAAUAUGGAAUUGACUCUACCAUGAUGGAAACAUAUCCACCUGGUAUAUACUUACCAUUGAAAGAAGCAAUACUGGAAUGUCAAGAACAACCAGCAUUUGAAUGGACAAGUGAAGCUUUAGAAUUAGUUGGAAGAAAGGAUUUGAGUUCGCUUUUAAACAGAAACUAUCUAUUGUCAUCUUCAACGACUUCCAACCUGAGCUCUGCUGGUGCUGGAGAUGUACUUCAAAUCCUUAAUAGCACUUUUGAAAAACCAGAAAACGUUACAGCUUGGGAUGGUCAAUCGGAAGCUGAUAGAAUAAGUAUUACCAAGUUAAUAUUUGAUUACGAUAGAAGAUACUUCGAAAUAACCACAUUACUUCAUCAAACUAAAAUACAGACAGCAAGCUUAGGUAAAAUUGAUGAUGAUAUUGGAGAAUAUGACUUGGUAUUGCUACAAAGAGAAUUAGCCACUUUAGUCGCAAUGAGAACAUUAUCGAUACCCUUGGGAAGAGCGGCAUUAUUUUACAGUAGUAGAAUGCCUUUAAUGACAGAGAAGUUUCCAAUACCUAAGUUUAAUUUUAAUACCCUCAUCUCACCUUCUAUGUCAACUAUAAUAUUAAAUAGAGACUCAAUUAAUGAUUCCAUGAGUGAAUGGGGCUAUUUCCACAAUGGGGUUUCUUCUGGACUCAGUAUACUGCCAGAUUCAAAGGGAAUAUCGGGACUGUGGAUAAUUUUCAAUAAGCCACCGGAUUUAAAUUCACAACAUGCUGGGUUUUUACUAGGUUUAGGCUUAAACGGUCAUUUGAAACGACUAGAAGAGUGGCAUAUAUACAACUAUUUGGGUCCUAAACAUCCUUUAACUAGUGUUGGAUUACUCUUAGGUAUGUCCGCAAGUCUUCGAGGAACGAUGGAUAACAAAUUGACUAAAGUUUUGUCCGUUCACGCUGUGGCCCUAUUACCACAGGGAGCAAAUGACUUAAAUGUCCCAAUUAUAGUGCAGACAGCUGGUUUGAUUGGAAUUGGCUUGCUUUAUUUGGAAAGUCAACACAGAAGAAUGAGUGAAAUCUUAUUGCAACAAGUUUCAGGGUCUGUCUUUCAAAAUGAUAUAGAACAGAUACAUGAAGGAUAUAGACUUGCUGCGGGAAUUGCGCUUGGUUUUGUGAAUUUGGGAAAGGGAAAUGAUUUGAAAGGCCUUAACGAUACACAUGUAAUUGACAAAUUAUUGGCAAUUGCUACGUCAAUGAAGGACUUCCUGACAUUACAAGAGUUGGAUAAAUCAUGUUGUGGGGCAAUAAUUGCCUUAGGAUUCAUGUACUUGAAAACCAAUAAUAACACUUUGGCCAAUAAAUUGAAGGUUCCAGAUAGUGAGAGGCUAUUAGAUUAUAUUAGACCUGACUUGUUACUAUUGAGAUGCUUAUCAAAAAACAUUAUUAACUGGGAUCAAAUAAGUGACUCUAUUGAAUGGGUCGAGAGCGAAAUCCCUCAAUGUUUAAUGAAAAGAUAUAUGAGAAAUAAGAAGGGAAGAAAGACACCAAAAGUUGAUUUUGAGUUGGAUAGUGAUCAAUUGGGAUUUUUCAAUAUCCUUGGUGGUAUAUGCAUUGCGAUAGCUGUCAAGUUUGCCUCAUCUCAUAACAUUAAAGCUCGUGACACCUUAAUCUACUUUCUUGAUAUAAUGAUAGUAAUUUCAAACAAAGAUGCUAAAAACUAUGACCAAAAGAUAGCACAUCACUGUGCGACGAAUAUUAGGAACUUGUUGGCUAUAUGUGUAUCAAUUGUAAUGUGCGCAAGUGGAGAUUUGGAGUCAUUCAGAAGGUUGAGAAUGUUGCAAGGGGAUACUAGAAAGGAUAUGAUGGGAUAUGGUGGGUACAUGGCUAUAAAUAUGUCAUUGGGAUUUUUAUUUAUUGGUGGAGGUCAAUACGCCUUUAGUAACUCCAAUUUUGCAAUUGCAUCUUUAAUUACUUCGAUAUACCCGGUCUUUCCAUCAAAUUUGUCGUCUAAUUAUGGUGGAUGGGAGGUUCAUUUGCAGGCAUUGAGACAUUUCUGGGCAUUGUCGAUUGAACAAAGGUGCUUGAUCGUUAGAGAAGUAACUACAAACAAACCAGUUAAAGUUCCAAUUGAACUUUACAAGGUGAAUGGCGAUAAGAUCACUGGAAAUUCACCUUGUUUAUUGCCAUGUCUUAGUGAUAUUCUACAAAUUAAGAUCAACUCCACCAAUCACUUUGAUGUUGACAUUGAUUUUAGAUUAAACUCAGAACACCUAGAGAAAUUCAAGAAAACGUUAACAAUUUACGUAUACAGAAGACGUAACCAUAAGAUAUUAAAUAGUACGGUUAGCCGGUUAUUGCAGAAUGAGAAUCAAGAUCUACAAGUUGUCAAUGGAGAAGUAGAAAUAAAUGAAGACUUGGUGAAACUCGGGAAAUUAAAUAUCCUAGAAAAGAGCAUCAACGAGUUUGAAAAGAAAGUUUUCUUGUUUGAGAGUACUAAAAUUAGCAAUGAGAUUGACACUUCGACUUUAUUAUUUUCCAUGUUCAAUGUUAUUGACAACAAAGUUGAGCUUCAGCAGUUGUGCAAGCCCAAGACAGUUCAAGACCUAUGGAAUUUGAAGUUGAUUUUUGAGUACAGUGAGAGCUUGCUGGAUGGUAUGAACUACAUUGGAUCCAAAUAUAUAGACAAGAUGAAGAGAGAAAUCGAACUGGGUAUAACGGCAUUAUAG
Dujonia railenensis is the source of this 5118-nucleotide messenger RNA. The record is from the annotation of a GenBank genome assembly. NCBI's taxonomy places the organism in Eukaryota, Fungi, Ascomycota, Pichiomycetes, Serinales, Debaryomycetaceae.